Molecule: messenger RNA, 1321 nt
Organism: Salvelinus sp. IW2-2015
Lineage: Eukaryota; Metazoa; Chordata; Actinopteri; Salmoniformes; Salmonidae
Product: gap junction beta-3 protein
Biological process (GO): cell-cell signaling
Cellular component (GO): connexin complex
Molecular function (GO): gap junction channel activity
Source: RefSeq, a predicted model, not a curated record
UGGCUCCAGCUGUCCUGCCAUUUAAAGGAUCAGCGUUCCUGUUUAGAAUCGUGUUUAUCUCGAAAUCUGUGUCAAAGCCGGAUACAAGAGGGCGUCUAGGCAGACGUAAGGUGAUAACAAACCAUACUCACCUGUGUGGGGACACUUAGUCACCAUGACAACUCCAAUGUUGAUAGUGCAUUUGAUUUGAAUAGGUUAUUGCAUCACUAACUGGCUAGUGACAAAGAGCUGAACUGAUUCCGAAGCUUUACAGACCACACCUCCAGAGUGUGGUUUAAACAACAAUGUCCAGACAUAGACCCGGCCCUUGUUAAGCCCCGGCAUUCAAUAGUCAAAUCAGACUGGAGUUGGAACAGAGAGACGGGGCCAAGCUAAGAUGGACGGAACAUCAGCUCAGUGAUCUGAAACAACUCUUUCCAUUAAAGUCCAAAGACAGAAGCUCAUCCAAGCAUCCAGGUGACUGUUCAACGGUGAAAGAAGGCAUCCCACUCCAAUCUCACCAUGGACUGGAAGAUGUUAGAGGCCCUGCUUAGCGGGGUCAAUAAAUAUUCCACUGUGUUCGGACGCAUCUGGCUCUCCGUGGUCUUCGUGUUCCGAGUCAUGGUCUUCGUCGUGGCCGCAGAACGUGUCUGGAUUGACGAUCAGAAAGACUUUGACUGCAACACCCGCCAACCCGGCUGCGCCAACGCCUGUUACGACCACUUCUUCCCUGUCUCCCACACCAGGAUCUGGGCAAUCCAGCUCAUCUUCAUCACCUGCCCCUCUUUCAUGGUCGUGAUGCACGUGGCGUACCGCGAGGAACGCGAGCGCAAGUACCGCAUCACACACGGUGAGAACGCCCGUCUCUACGACAACACAGGACAGAAGCACGGAGGACUCUGGUGGACAUAUCUCCUCAACCUCUUCUUCAAGACGGCCAUCGAGGUGGCGUUCCUCUACCUCCUCCAUCUCAUCUACAACAACUUUGACCUGCCGCGACGCGUCGUGUGCGACCUCUGGCCUUGUCCUAACCAGGUGGAUUGCUACAUCGGCCGGCCCACAGAGAAGAGGGUGUUUACCUACUUCAUGGUAGGAGCGUCGGCUGUGUGUAUAGUGCUCAACGUGUGUGAGAUAUUUUACCUGAUAGCCAUCCGGGUGCUGAGGCUCAGCCACCGGGGAAGCCUCCAUUCCUCCCCCAAGAAGAGGUGCUCUGAGCCGGACUGGGAUGGGUGUCAGACACCGGCGGCAGACUACCAGAAGGGCAACGAGGCCGGCUUCAACAUAGAGGAGAAGAGUACGUCUAUCUUUUAAGUCAGACAUUAAACGUUUUUUUACAAUCAAA